Messenger RNA from Onychostoma macrolepis, 6761 nucleotides. It is a transcript of the gene prdm10, whose product is annotated as PR domain containing 10. The record is from RefSeq and is a predicted model, not a curated record. Gene Ontology annotation, molecular function: protein binding. The coding region runs from base 2001 to 5534 and encodes 1177 amino acids. Gene Ontology annotation, cellular component: nucleus. NCBI's taxonomy places the organism in Eukaryota, Metazoa, Chordata, Actinopteri, Cypriniformes, Cyprinidae. The transcript is spliced from 23 exons.
CAGAAUGAGAGUCUAAACGGCUGAUAAAAACAUCACAUUAAUACACAAGUAAUCCACACCACUCCAGUCCAUCAAUUAACAUCUUGUGAAAUGAAAAGCUGUGUGUUUGUAAUCAAUCAUUAGAAUGUUUUAACUUAAAACAUUGUUUCUGGCCAAAAUACCGGUUCAUAAGAAUCCAUUGAAAAAGUCAACCCCCUUUUGUCCCCUCAUAUCAAAAUCCACCAACAUGUUUAAAACAUGUUUUUGCUUGUACAAGUGCUUAAUCUGUGCAUAUUUCUCUCCUAAUUCAAACAUGACGUUUUCACUGGAGGCAACAGUAUUAUGGAUCAAGGGCUUUUGAGCAACGUUUGAGUUAAAAAUGUGAUUAUGAUGGAUUUAUUUCUUGCAAACAUGCAGCUUUUCGCUUCACAAGACGUUAACUGAUAGACUGGAGUCGUGUGGAUUAUUGUGAUGUUUUUAUCAGCUGUAUGAACUAAAUUUUCCAAAUCUGUUUCAAUGAAGAAACAAACUCGUCUACAUCUUGGAUGGCCCGAGGGUGAGCGCAUUUUCAUUUUUUGGGUGAACUAUUCUAACGUAUAAAUACUUGUAUGAACAUUCAACAACUAAGAGAAACUGAAACCGCAGAUUUGCACUGUCAUGCUGGAGGAUCAUGUCAGGAUGAGUCUGCAGGAAGGGUACACAUGAGGGAGGAGGAUGUCUUUCCUGUAACAAAACAAGCUCAGUCUGAUGCUGUGAUAGACCGACCCAGACAAUGAUGGACCCUCCACCUCCAAAUCAAUCCCGUUCAAGACUACAGACCUCGGUGUAACACUCACUCCUUUAAUGAUAAACACAAGCCUGACCAUCACUCCUGGUGAGAUAAAACCAUGACUUGUCAGUGCCGAGCACUUUUUGCUAGACUUGUCUGGUCCAGUGCAGUUUUAAGCAUAAACCCUGAAAUGGGAUUGUAUAUAUAAUUAUGGACCACAAAACAGUCAUAAGGGUCUUUUUAUUUUUUAUUGAGAUGUAUACAUCUGAAUAAAUAAGCUUUCUAUUGAUGUGUGGUUUGUUAGGAUAAGACAAUGUUUGGCUGAGAUACAACUAUUUGAAAAUCUGGAAUCUGAGGGUGCAAAAAAUCAAAAUAUUGAGAAAAUCACCUUUAAAGUUAUCCAAAUGAAGUUCUUUGCUAUGCAUAUUACUAAUCAAAAAUUAAGUUUUGAUAUAUUUACGUUAGGAAAUUUACAAAAUGUCUUCAUGGAACAUGAUCUUUACUUAAUAUCCCAAUGAUUUUUGGCUUAAAAGAAAAAUCGAUAAUUUUGCCUCAUACAAUGUAUUGUUGACUAUUGCUACAAAUAUACCUGUGCUACUUAUGACUGGUUUUGUGGUCCAGGGUCACUUUUAUGUAUUAUUAUCAUAAAUAUAAUUUAUGUUUUAUAUAUUACACAUUUAUAUGAAACAUAGUAUGUAUACGUGCAUACAUGUGCACAAGUGCUUGUGCGACGCGAAAUGUCAUUGGCACGCCUGGCACGUUCUCUUUUUUUCAUUGGACGGCUUUGAAGACGUUUUAUUUUUUUCAUUGGUUGGGAGAAAUGGCGGAAAAUCCCCAUUGGCUCUGUGAGGAAAAUGGCAUAUGAGCAUUAAAUGCCAAUUAUCUCGAAAUGAAAAACAAUCUACACAUAUCGGAGUUCAAAAUAAACGACGCGGACUUUAUCCAGCAAAUCAUAUAUGCCUUUUUUAUCCCUAUAAUUCCUUAAAAUCUCCUUCGAUAUAUAUCACAAUCUGGAAAUCGUCGCCUGGGGCCGCGGGUCUGUUGCUAGGUAGAUUAUGUUAAUAUAUGCAAGGCAGCCAUCUCUGCAGCUACCAUUCAGAGGGAAGACCCACUUCAACCUUUUCCUAAAAAUGCUGAAAACUCUCGGGAAAUCCACACCCGAAGCUUAAGCGCGGAUUCAGGAUCGUCUCUCAGUGGUUGAUGAGCGGUGGAUAGGUGGAGGAGGUGUUCGGUCUCGCCUCAUACUGUUGCUAUGGAGGCCAAGCAGGAGUCCUCACCUGUGUGGAGUUCAGCACCCAACAAUGACAAUGGAAAUACACCUCAGGUGCAUUUUGAGACCAGUGCGGUGGCUCAGAUCGUGUAUAGCGGAGAGCAGUCUGACCGCGCUCAGCAGCAGGUUGUAUAUGCUGCAGACGGAAGCUCCUACACCUCUGUUGAGUCUGCCGAACACACACUGGUGUACAUACACCCAGCCGAUGGAACGCAGGCGGUGUUUACAGAUCAGCCCCAAGUGGCCUACAUUCAGCAAGAUGGCACAACACAACAGGUGACUGUGUUGCUACCCAGCGGUCAGAACAUGAACACUGCAAAUCUGCACGUACUGAGUAAUGUAGCUGAUGGCCCACAGGCGAUCCUGGAACCUGUGACACAGAGCCAACUUGCUGUGACUAAUGCAGCUCUCCCCAACAUGCCAGAGGCCUCAUCGAGUCCCCUGGGGGCCACCGAUUCCACUGUGGAUUCAGAGGAUGAGGAAGAAGACAAUGAUAGCGAUGAUUCUGAAAUGGAUGACUGGGAACCCAGGACACCCCAGCCGUUCACCCCUCAGAACCUCUGGUGUGAGGACUGUAAUAAUGCUAAUCCUGGAGCAUGUAUAAAACAUGGCCCUCUGCACCCCAUCCUCAGCCGCCCUGUGAUGUCCAAGGCUCGGGCCAGCCUUCCUCUCGUCCUGUAUAUUGACCGCUUCCUGGGCGGAGUCUUUACCAAGAGGCGUAUCCCCAAACGCACACAGUUCGGUCCUAUAGAGGGGCCGCUGGUGCGACAGAGCGAACUGCAGGACACGCACAUCCACCUGAAAUUAUACAUGCUAGACCCUGAAAAAGAAGGCGAGAGGGCAGAGGACCUCUGGUUUGACCUGACCGAUGAAGAGAGAUGUAACUGGAUGAUGUUUGUUCGCCCGGCCCAGAAUCACCUGGAGCAGAACCUGGUGGCUUAUCAAUACGGGUCGGACAUUUUUUACACCACCAUUAAGAACAUUCAGCCCAAACAGGAGCUUAAGGUGUGGUACGCCGCAUCGUAUGCAGAGUUUGUCAACCAGAAAGUUCAUGAUGUCACAGAUGAAGAGAGAAAAGUUUUACGUGAGCAGGAGAAGAACUGGCCGUGCUAUGAGUGUAACAGACGGUUCAUGAGCUCUGAGCAGCUUCAGCAGCACUUAAACAUGCACGACGACAAGCUGAACCUCAUCCAAAGGCCGAAGGGCCGUGGCCGAGGACGGGGCAGGAAACGAUUCGGUGCUGCAAGGCGACCAGGACGACGUACGAAAUUCAUCUGCCCACAGACUCCUGUUGAGAGUGCUGACAAGACACAGGAGCUUUUAUCAUCUGUAGAUAAACUACCAUUUGAGGAGCGAACGGACGGAGCUCUUAAUGGGCUGAAGGUGGUGGAGAUGACAGCCGAAUCGAUGGAGACCGAGACAGAAGAAGGGCUUGAUACCCCAGCAACCCACACUGAGGAGCUGCAAGAGGAGGGGGAUUCUGUCACCCCACCUCCGGCCACAGAAGUCCCGGGGUCUGCCAAAGAGGACCUGUCUCAGACAAGUCCCGAAGACCCCCACCUCACACCGCAUGACAUGAGGAGGGCGAGGAGGAUUAGGAAUGCCGCUCUCCAGCAUCUAUUCAUCCGUAAGUCCUUUCGACCCUUUAAAUGUUCUCAGUGCGGGAAAGCCUUUCGGGAUAAAGACAAGUUGGACCAGCACAUGCGGUACCACGGGCGGGACGGCUGCCGUCACAUGUGCCAUCAGUGCGGUAAGGGCUUCCUGACGAACGCUGCGCUCGAGGAUCACCUGCAGUUGCACUCUGAUCAGCGCACCUACUCCUGCCUCUUCUGUGCCGAGUCCUAUGACAGAUUGGACCUGCUCAAAGUGCAUGUGGGGGUUCACCUGGUCAACGGCUGCUUUUCCUGUCCUUCCUGCAAGAAAACCUUCACAGACUUCAUACAGGUUAAGAAACAUGUGAGAAGUUUCCACUCGGAGAAGAUCUUCCAGUGUACGGAGUGUGAUAAAGCCUUCUGCAGGCCUGAUAAACUACGACUCCACAUGCUUCGCCACUCUGACCGCAAGGACUUCCUGUGCUCCACCUGUGGAAAACAGUUUAAGAGAAAGGAUAAACUACGGGAGCACAUGCAAAGGAUGCACAACCCUGAACGCGAGGCCAAAAAGGCGGACCGCAUCCACCGCACCAAAGCUCUGAAACAGAAGGAGCCCACCACUGACUUUGAGAGCUUCAUGUUUAAAUGCAGACUCUGUAUGAUGGGCUUCAGGAGACGAGGGAUGCUGGUGAAUCACCUUUCUAAACGACAUCCUGAGAUGCGAUUGGAGGAGGUUCCUGAGCUGACGCUGCCCAUCAUUAAACCCAACAGAGAUUACUUCUGCCAGUACUGUGAUAAGGUAUAUAAAAGUGCUAGUAAGAGGAAGGCCCACAUUUUGAAGAACCACCCUGGGGCAGAAUUGCCCCCCAGCAUCCGGAAGCUGCGUCCGGCUGGGCCGGGAGAGCCUGACCCCAUGCUGAGCACACACACGCAGCUGACCGGCACCAUCGCUACUGCACCGGUGUGCUGCCCGCACUGUGCCAAACAGUACAGCAGCAAGACGAAGAUGGUCCAGCACAUCCGUAAGAAGCAUCCGGAGUAUCAGUACAACAGCAGCAGCAGCAUCCAGGCACCGCUGGCCACUACUGUCAUCAGCAGCACUCCUGCUGUCAUCACAACAGACGGCGCUACUGCAGAGGCCGUGGUGACGACCGAUCUGUUGACCCAGGCCAUGACGGAGCUGUCCCAGACCCUGACCACAGACUACCGCACAGCACAAGGGGAUUUCCAGAGGAUCCAGUACAUCCCAGUGUCUCAGGCAGGAGGAGGCCUGUCACAGCCACAGCACAUACAGCUGCAGGUGGUGCAGGUGGCCCCGGCGUCCUCUCCUCAUUCUCAGCACUCUACGGUAGAUGUGAGUCAGUUACACGACCCUCACAGUUACAGUCAGCACUCUAUUCAGGUUCAGCACAUCCAGGUGGCUGAGCCCACGGGGACAGUGCAGGCCAAUGCACAGGUUUCAGCUCAGCCUCUAAGUCCCUCCUCUCAGCAAGCGGCUCAGGAGCUUAGCACCGCCCAGCUGACCCCGGUGACCCUCGCUCAGGGCCAGACUCUACAGACGUCCACCAAUCAGACGCAAGGUGCUGCACAGCAUGCGUACCUACCCAGCAACUGGAACUACAGGAGUUAUCCGUCUGAGAUCCAGAUGAUGGCUCUUCCUCAUACUCAGUAUGUGAUCGCAGAGGCCAGCACCCCAGUCACUGCUGCCGUCAACAGCAGUCAGGUCAAAACAACACAUUAUGUGAUCUCAGAAGGACAGACGGAGCUGGAUGGUAAGCAGGUGAACGUCCCGUCCACCGCAGCGCAGGUCCACCCCGACCCAAUGGAGCAGCCGGCCGUCAGUCAGCAGACCACCACGCAGUACAUCAUCACCACCACCACCAACGGGACAGGGGCCAGUGAAGUUCACAUCACCAAACCCUGACCCUCAAUCACACAUGAAGAAACUGAUUCGUCGUCUUCAGCUGUAGAGUUACUUUAAAUGAACAGAUUUCUGAUUUAUUUUCUUGAAGAGUUAAAAAGAUGAACUGAAAUAGUGAAGAUGUUUUGUAUGAAAUAGUAAGAACACUGGAGUGGUUAACUGUGUUUCUCUAGACACCCAAAAAGACCUAAUUGUGUAUGUUUUCAGGAACUAUCAUGACUUUUAACCUGUGCCAUCCUGCCUUUUAUCUUCAUUUUGGUCUCUUUUUUCCCCCCUGUUUAUUUAUAUUUUUAAUUCAGUAAAGUAUUGAAAGAUUCUGCAUUUUCAUACUUGAGUAAGACUGAUGAGACCCCUUUAAAAGGAUUUCUUUUUUUAUUAUUAUUUCUUUGUUUCCCCACAAUAAAAGGGGCCAAGCGUUGUGGAUCCUCACUUUUACUGGCUUUUGUUUGAAUAUAUUUGGAAAUCUUCAAGUAAAAUUUGGCACAGCCGCAAAGCCUGUAAAAAUACUGCCUUGAUGAGCAGGCGGAUCUUAUAAAAGAUCACAUUUUACGCCAAAAUCCAAAGAGAGAAUUAGAAUUUGCACAGAGAAUGUGAAGCUUUGUGACUAUUAAGCGUUACAGUUAAAAUGAACUUUGUUGUCAUGAACAUUGUCAUGAUGCAAAAAUAUUAAUAUUCCUAAAAAAAACACUGACUGCAGUUUCUAAUAUGAAAUGUAAUGUAGUUUCCUAUGGUUUGGAGUGGAAUAUGACCUUGACAUUUCAUUCAGAGAAUCUAGCAUCAAUCUCAAAAUUGUGUUAUUUUAAUAGUUAAAGCAAAACUUCCCAGAUCAGAUCGUCCAUGCCCACAUCAGCUCCCUUGCAAAUUAAAGCAAACCCCAAAUUAAUGCUUUUACUUAAUAUAUUUACUAUAAAAUAUUAAAAUAUGGUCCACUGAAGGAGUCACCAGCCAGAACGAGGUUCAGAUGAAGGUUGAACCCUUCAUACCCCACAAAAAUCCUUCUCAAUAUGUCUCAAGUUAUCUGAGUCCUCAUAUUAUUCUAUGUAUUAUCUGUUAAAAUGAUUGGAAGAACUUGUGUAUUUCAUGUAACUUGUGUUUAUGGACAUGCUAGUAUUUAUUUGGGUUUUGCACAUCCAUCAGUGGAGCACUGCUGCAACUUUAUAUCCUGAGAAAGGGAAAUAUAUCCAGCAUACACUAUUUAUACCGAGACAAACUUGUACAAUGUAAAAAAAU